AUGAACCAAACGAUGAACCACCCCCAAACAUCAAGGCUCGAGCAGCUACCCGCAGAACUCCAAGCCCACAUCUCCCACCACCUCCUCCUCCAACCCGAGCCGCUCAGAAUUCGCACCGAAAGCAAAGCAGAGGGACCCCCGAACAAAGACGAAUGCGCGCCCCACGACGAUGGCGACCCCUCCACCGUCACCACCAUCCCGCCCGCCAUCCCAAGCAUCGCCCAAACCUCCCGCUCACUGCGAAACCAAGCCCUCCCCAUCUACUUCUCUUCAAACACCUUCGUCCUCGAGUCCGAAACCUACCUGUCAGACAUGCCCCACCGCAUUCCCCCCUCCCUCACCCCGUGGCUCGAGCUGUUCGACCGCCACGCCAACGACACCGCCAGGAUCGGUUGCAGCGGAUGGGUGCCGUAUCUCUGCUGCCAGGCCACGCUUUUCGGGUCUAUCCAGAAGACGGACGGGAUCUCUUACUACUGGGACAGCGAGCUGGAGACCUCCGACUGGGGAGCCAGGAGGCUUGAAGCGAUGUCGAGGCUCUCGCUGGCCACGCGAAGCCGCUUCAGCCGGUGGGUGCAGAUGUUGUUCGAGGCGUGCUAUGUAGACUGGAAGGACAAGUUGGACUGGUACAGGGAGAAGUACGAGAGCGGGCUGGACAAUGGGUUCGUUAUAGUGAGGAACGCUGAAAAGUGCCCGCCCCAGUGA
This is a messenger RNA of Saxophila tyrrhenica, 702 nucleotides long. RefSeq lists its product as uncharacterized. Lineage: Eukaryota; Fungi; Ascomycota; Dothideomycetes; Mycosphaerellales; Extremaceae. Bases 1 to 702 code for a protein of 233 amino acids. The transcript has a single exon. The record is from RefSeq and is a predicted model, not a curated record.